Messenger RNA from Microplitis mediator, 4541 nucleotides. RefSeq lists its product as uncharacterized. Bases 353 to 1168 code for a protein of 271 amino acids. Lineage: Eukaryota; Metazoa; Arthropoda; Insecta; Hymenoptera; Braconidae. The record is from RefSeq and is a predicted model, not a curated record. Gene Ontology annotation, cellular component: nucleus. Gene Ontology annotation, biological process: regulation of transcription by RNA polymerase II. The transcript is spliced from 4 exons. Gene Ontology annotation, molecular function: RNA polymerase II cis-regulatory region sequence-specific DNA binding; DNA-binding transcription factor activity, RNA polymerase II-specific.
UCAGUCCUCAGUUCAACUCCAUUCACCGUUGAAUUAAGACCUGCGCGUUGUUACUCGGUUAUUAUUUCGACUAAAAUACUAUAUGUACUAUCUAAUAACUGUUAUCACUAUUUAAUAAUUUAUUAAAUCGAUAUUAUUAAUACCAGUGAUUAUUAAAAAAAUUUAUGAGAGAAAAAUAUUAAUUAUAUAUAUUGUUUAUUAUUCGGUUAAUAAAAAUCAUAUAAUUUGAAAAGUGAAUUGUCAAAUGGAAUUUAUUCAUGUGAAGUGAUUAAUUAUUUAAGUUUUUAAUUUGCAAUGUGCAUAAGGUCAUAAAUCAAAUAUUUUAAACACACGAGAUUAGAGUUUCCAUACAAUGAAUAGUGCAACGUAUACUUCUUCCUGUCCGACAUUACAGUCAAAUCUGUCCCUUCACAGCUCGUCUUACUACAGUGAGUACGGUAAUACAACACAACGAAGACGAUUGUCAUCAACAGGUGAAGCAGACACAUCAGCCACGUCAAGUUACGAGGGAAGUGAAGGCAGUUCGGAGAAUAACGAUGAAAAUCGGCUGGAACCAGUCACACAGCUUGAACGAGAACAACUUGAAACUUUCUUCCGUGGAUUAAAAUCACAGGUUUUUGUUUGCGAGUCUCUCGCAAAUUUAUAUCUUGGAAGCGCAACUCAAAGUGAACGAUGGGAUCUACGGUUUACUGGUAUUCCAGUAGUGGUUUUAGAUCUGGGUGAAACACGAUCUCGUUCUAAACGACGUAUACAAAUUUUACUCGCAGAAAGAGGUACUUGUUUCACUUUAUGGCGUGAAACUAUCGACAAUUUAUCGUCUUACAAGGUAUCUGGACCAGCUUUCCAUACCAUGUGUUUAUCAUCUGAUCACACACGCUUAGCGGGAUUAAGUUACGACAAUUCAAAAGCUGCGAAUGAUCUUUGGCAGCAUAUCGAACGUCUUGUUUCUUGUCCAGAAAAUAUAAGUCUUUCAGUGCCCGGCAAGAAGAAAAAGAAACAGCCGCCGGCUAAAAAAUUUGUUUUACCAGCGAAAAGUAACAUCAGUCAGCCUUGUCAGUUUCAACACAUAACGAGUGUCGACGCCACUGAUCGAUCGCGAUAUUUUUCGCUGCAAACUCUUGUUCCAGCAUUAAAUCAACUUAAACAUUCUAUUGAACCAACUAUUUAAGUUAUUAAUUGAUUUAUUAUUAAAUAUUAUUAAUUAUUAAUUAUUAAUUAUCAAUUACUCACAAACCCAGAGAUUUAAUUAUAAAUUUGAAUUUCCAAUUUAGAUGAUAACUUUAAAGUUAUAAUUUGAAUAAAAAAAUGUGCAAGGAGAGAAAAUAAUGGUAACUGUUUCUAAUACGUUUAUGAGAUACCAACCCAUAGUGCUAUGGUAACUAUUAUCAUGCAAUAUGGUAACUAAUACCAGACACCAUGGUAACUAUUAUCAUACAUUAUAGUAACUAUUACCCUACAUUAUAGUAACUACUACUAUACACCGUGGUAACUAUUACUAUAUAUUAUGGUAACUAUUACCAUACAUUAUGGUAACUACUACUAUACAUAGGGUAACUAUUGCCAUAUACUAUAGUAACUAUAACCAUACAUCAUGGUAAAUAUUACCAUGAACUAUGGUAAUUGCUACCAUGUAUUAUGGUAACUAUUGCCAUACAUUAUAGUAACUAUUACUAUACAUUAUUGCAACUACUACCAGGCACCAUGGUACCUAUUAACAUACAUAUAGUAAUUAUUACUAUACACUAUGGUUACUAUUAUCAUACAUUAUGGUAACUAUUACCAGACACCAUGGUAAUUCUUACUAUACAUUAUGGUAACUAUUACCAUAAAUUAUGGUAACUAUUACCAGACACUAUGGUAACUAUUACCAUACAUUAUAGUAACUAUUACCCUACAUUAUGGUAACUACUACUAUACACCGUGGUAACUAUUACUAUAUAUUAUGGUAACUAUUACCAUACAUUAUGGUAACUACUACUAUACAUUAGGGUAACUAUUACCAUAUACUAUAGUAACUAUAACCAUACAUUAUGGUAACUAUUACCAUGAACUAUGGUAAUUGUUACCAUGUAUUAUGAUAACUAUUACCUUACAUUAUAGUAACUAUUACUGUACAUUAUUGCAACUUCUACCAGGCUCUAUGGUAACUAUUACCAGACACCAUGGUAAAUAUUACCAUGCAUUGUGGUAAUUAUUAACAUGCAUUAUAGUAAUUAUUACCAUGCAUUAUGGUAACUAUUACCAUGCAUUAUGGUAACUAUUACUUGUAUCGGUGCCAUUUCUAUGACCGACAUUCUAAAAAAACCUAUUACCCUACAACAUGGGAAUCAUCCUCAUAAUAAAUUGUAAUUGUUACCAUAAAUUUCUCUCCGAGUAAUUUCUUUGUAAAUUUAUUUUAUAUGAAACUUGCAUUCAUUUUUUGUACUGUUUUAUAUAAAUUUCCUUUUGAAAUUCAUUUUGAAACAGAGUUUUAAAUAAUAUUCUUUGUAACGUAGUCUUCCAUAAAUUAUCGAGUUUUCAUUAUAAUAUUUGAAAUAAUACAAUAGCAUAACAGCAAACUCAAUCAUACGAACUGAUUAUAUAAUAAAUUUUUUCUAUGUUUACAAUUUGAAUAUUUGAAAAUAAAAUCAUAAAGUCUGGGUUUUAACGAAUUAAUAUUAAUAGUAAUUACGAUUAAAUAACAAGAAUUACCUUAUAAACAUACAUAAAUAAAUAUAUCUCUUUUCUUUGAGUAAUUACGGUGUUAUCUCACAAAUUACAAUAGUAGUGUAAUGUUGUGCUUUCAUGUGACAAAUGUUAGCAAUCUUAGAUAUAUGUAGUAGUUUCUGUAAUUAAAAAUAAUAAUAAUGCACAACAUAACGAGACUAUUCGGUAAUUAUACAAAAGUACUUCAUUUAUUUUUGGGUGUAAAAAAUCGAAAUAUUAAUACUUUUGAUUUUUUCUUUUUUUUCAUAGAGACGAAAUAAUAAAAAUAUCUCGUACUCAAAAAUUCAGUUUUCAAGUAUUUUCAUAAAAAUUUUUGUAUAUUUUUUUUUGUCACUAAUUAGAUAAUUAAUUUAUCUACUGAGUGUUUCAAUUUGAAAACCGCAAUUUUGAAUUUUUCAAAUUAUUAUUUUAUAAAAAAUAAUUUUCUAAUUUUUAAUUUUGAUUUUUUAUUAAUCAAAUUUUGAAAUUAUGAUGCAGUAAAUAUUAUUUUUACAAAAUAUUUAUAUUACUCUGUAGAAAAAGAGGUGUUAAAAAUGGACUCAAUUUUACACCGCGCAGUGUUAAAAUGAAAUAACAUCGGUGUAGGCGGUGUAAAAAAAAAAUUCUAUGUAUAGAAAUUAGAAAAAAAAAUGUAUUUCAGAUAAAAAAAAUACAAAAAUUUAAUGAACGUUAUCUGGAGAAAAUUUCAAUUUUGUUAUGUAUGUAUUUAAUAAUUAUUAAUGUUAUACGUAAUUUAUUUACAAAUUACACAAUUUUACGCCCACUUUUUCAAUCACCGAUAAUUUAAUUAAUUAAUAAAAAUACUAUUUAACUCUAGCGAUGGAGUACGUAGUAAAAAUAUUCACAAAGUAAAAUUUUUCAACACCGAAAAAUAUUUUAACACCGGUAAUUAAUAUUUACACUCGCGGCGGUGUUAUUUUAACACCACUUUCAGUGUUAAAAUUUAACACCUACACCGCCUGGACACCCCGGUUUUUUUUACAGUGUAAUAAUUUCAAAAAACAGUAUUUUAAAAAUUGAACACCGGGUAGAUAAUAAUUAAAAAAUUCGUUAUCUAAAUUAGAACAUUUUCUACACCCAAAAAUAGUCAGAGCAGUAAAGUAUAAUUAUCAUAUUUAUAAUUAAAUAUGGUGCAAAAUAUGUAUGUUAUUAAAAUUUAACUCAUACAUUUAACAAGCGAAUUGAUGAACGUAUCUGGGUCUCAUAUAUAAAUAUCUAUAUAUAUAUAUUGGCACACUUGUGCCGUUGAAUUGAAUUACAGCAGACUGAUGAUAUGUCUAUAUAUUAUUGUCUAUAAUUAAUUAAUAUCACAUCUCAUUAAUAAUUAUUGAGUAUCAUUAUUAUCAUGGUCAAUAAUAUUAAUAUAAUUUAUUAACUUUAAAAAAAUUUAAGCAGAAAAAUUUAUAUAUAUAAACAUAUAUAUUUGCUGCGUAAUUUUUCCAUUAAAAAUAAUUGAUGACGCAUAAAAAAAUAACGUUUUCCAUCCAUAUGAAUGAAUGUUAUUAUCCAUUAAAAUGACAUAUAUCUAUAGAUAUAUAAAUAAAAUAUAUUUAUGAUUAAAAAUAAUAAAUUAUAAAUGUUAGAAUGAUGAAAAAAAUUAAAAGAUUAACAAGUUUCUCUUCUUCACAGUAGAUAAUUGUUGAGUAAUUUGUUCAUCUAUGACUGUGAUAUGAAUAUAUUUUUGUCGUUAUAUUCUGUAUGGAAUCAUACUUAUAAACAUUAUAGUAUAUAAUAAUAGUGUAUAAUCUGUAGAUUGUAGUUCUUUAAUUAGUUUAUUUAAUUAUAACUUUAUUGUUAAUCUGUUAAAGUAAUAAAUAAAUAUAUUAGAAUACAAA